UCUUACUUUUUGCUCUCGGUAUAUUGAUGACAUGGAGACUAGAUUUAACAGGCCUAGUCGUCUUUGUUAUGAUCCCCCUUAUGAAAUGUCUUCAGUCUUGCCCAAGUUAGGUACUCCACAUGGAGGUCAUUCAAACUUCAAUUUAACUAAAAUAGAGAAGUUGCAAGCUCAUCGUUAUGUGGUUUUCAAUCGCGAAGGUGUGAAACCAUAUAUCAACGCCUUUAGAGACCACAUUAGGAGAACUUCAAAAGGAAGAAGACUCUCACCUGCGGAGAUAGAAAAGAAAGUUAAUAAAGACUUUGUUGAUUGGUUUCAAGCAUUGAGUGUGAAUCCAGAUAAUCCAUACGAAAUGUCAACUGAUAUAAAGUUUCUUGCACGAGGCCCAAUGAUGAAUGCAAGGAGAUUUUCUGUUUAUGACAUCAAUGGAUUAAUUCACACGGGUGAGCGUGAAGAACAUGAACCUUAUAUUGAAGCAUCUCAAGCACAAAUGGUGUAUUAUGUUGAUGAUAUGGUAAAUAAAGGGUGGAGUAUUGCUAUGCAUGUCAAGCCAAGGGAUAUGUAUGACAUGUGUCAAGGAAAUGAAGAUAUAGUGUACGAAAAAUGAGCCAUAUCAAGAGCAAGAACUUGAACAAUUAUUUGACCCCAAUAAUGAGUACAUCCAAUUAGCUACCAAUUUAUUAGAUAGCGAUGCUAUUGAAGAUAAUGUAGCUACUAACUUGGCAAGGGAUAUGUUUGAAUGAAAAUUUGUUCAAAAUUUUACCAAAGGUAACAUUUUAAACUUUUUAUUUAUUAUGUGCUUGACAUUUUACCAAAAGUUGAUGAUGUUAUUAAUUAAUAGUAUUUAU
Arachis ipaensis is the source of this 845-nucleotide messenger RNA. NCBI's taxonomy places the organism in Eukaryota, Viridiplantae, Streptophyta, Magnoliopsida, Fabales, Fabaceae. The record is from RefSeq and is a predicted model, not a curated record.